Phytomonas sp. EM1 is the source of this 1359-nucleotide messenger RNA. Lineage: Eukaryota; Euglenozoa; Kinetoplastea; Trypanosomatida; Trypanosomatidae. The record is from the annotation of a GenBank genome assembly.
AUGACGCAUCAUCGGGUGGCUUUCGUCUCGGAUUUUUUCUUCCCCGGCUUCGGCGGGGUGGAGGUGCAUAUCUACAACGUCGCGCAAUGCCUGAUGCGGCGUGGUCAUAAGGUGAUCGUCAUCACACGCGCCUACGGCGAGCGCGUCGGGGUACGCUACUACACAAACGGAAUGAAGGUUUAUUACCUCCCUUUGCUCGCCGCGAAGCUGCCGCCCGGGUCCGUGACGCUGCCGACGUGGCUGGCGGCCUUUCCGCUGCUCCGGACGAUUUUUAUUCGCGAGCGAAUCACCGUCGUGCAUGGCCAUCAAACCACCUCCAACCUCUGCCAUGAGGCGAUCUUUCACGCGGGGACGAUGGGGAUUAAGACGUGUUUUACCGACCACUCACUCUUCGGCUUCGCCGACGCGGCGUCGAUUCACAUUAAUAAGGUUCUCGAGUGGAGUUUGCGGACGGUGGAUCAGGUGAUCUGUGUGAGCAACACCUGCCGCGAGAAUACGGUGUUGCGCGCGAAGAUCGAACCAGAGCGGGUGAGCGUCAUUCCAAACGGCACCGACAACUCGAUGUUCACCCCGCCAGAGGAUAUGAAGUACAAAUCGUGGGCCUCCAAAACGGAUAAAGAAGGUCUCACGAUCGUCGUCGUGACGCGUUUAGUGUACCGCAAGGGGUCGGAUCUUUUCGUGGAUGUCAUCCCGGAGAUUUGCCGGCGGCAUCCGAAUAUCAAAUGGGUGAUCGGCGGCGACGGCCCGCGGCGCUCGCAGCUCGAGCAGAUGAUCGAGCGAUGUGAUUUGAUGGAUCGCGUGAAGAUGCUCGGCGCGCUCAAGCACACUGAAGUGCGAAGCGUGCUCAAUCAAGGGCAGAUCUUUCUUAAUUGCAGCCUCACUGAGGCGUUUUGUAUCGCGCUGAUUGAGGCGGCGUCGUGUGGGCUGCUCACCGUUUCCACGCGCGUCGGCGGAGUGCCGGAGGUGCUCCCCCCGCAUAUGCUCCUCUUGGCGGAGCCCGAUCCCGUUUCCAUCGUCGCCGCCCUCGAGGAGGCGAUUAGCAAGGUGCCGUAUAUCUCGCCAUGGGAGCUGCACGAGAACUGUCGUCGGUUUUAUAGCUGGGAUUGGGUGGCGGAGCGCACGGAGCGGGUGUAUGAUCGCAUUGUCAACAUGACGACCCUUUCGACCUAUGAGCGAAGCAUGAGCUACGCCUCGGUUGGGCGGGUGUUCGGGAUCAUCUGUUGGAUGUUGUGCGCUCUAGACUGGUUCAUGCUGGUUCUUCUGGAAUACUUUAUUCCCGUUGAGUCCAUCGAUAUUGCGCCGGAUUUCCCUAUGGAGCUGUACCUUCGAAACAAGGAUAAGCUCAAGUCAAACCAGUAA